Messenger RNA from Arabidopsis thaliana (thale cress), 786 nucleotides. Its product is annotated as Bifunctional inhibitor/lipid-transfer protein/seed storage 2S albumin superfamily protein. Bases 29 to 577 code for a protein of 182 amino acids. The transcript has a single exon. The record is from RefSeq and is marked reviewed. Lineage: Eukaryota; Viridiplantae; Streptophyta; Magnoliopsida; Brassicales; Brassicaceae.
AUCUCUCACUCAAACAUUCUCCAUAACAAUGGCUUCAAAGAACUCAGCCUCUCUUGCUCUUUUCUUUGCCCUCAACAUCCUUUUUUUCACCUUAACCGCUGGUACUAAUUGUAGAUGCAACCCGAGUCCUAAGCCUAGGCCGCUCCCAAAUCCUAAGGUCCCAAGUCCUAAGGUCCCAACUCCUUCGGUCCCAAGUCCAUAUGUUCCAACUCCUUCGGUCCCAAGUCCUUCCGUACCAACUCCUUCGGUCCCAAGUCCUUCCGUACCAAGUCCUAACCCUACGCCAGUCAUUCCUCCGAGAACCCCUGGUUCAUCCGGAAACUGUCCUAUCGAUGCUCUCAGACUCGGUGUAUGUGCGAAUGUGCUAAGCGGUCUACUUAACGUGCAGUUGGGACAGCCAUCACCUCAACCAUGCUGCUCACUCAUUCAAGGUUUGGUUGACCUUGACGCUGCGGUUUGCCUAUGCACUGCUCUUAGGGCUAACGUUCUUGGCAUCAACCUUAACGUUCCUAUAUCUCUCAGUGUUCUUCUCAACGUUUGCAACAGAAGGCUUCCGUCUAAUUUCCAAUGUGCUUGAGGGAUAUCAAUUACACAUACGACGCACACAGUUUACUCUUUAAAAUAAUCACAGUUUGAAUAAUUGCAUGCAUGUAUGCAAGUUAAGGGUUCAAUGUUUCAAUCUUUUGUUUAAGUGUGAGGCGUUAUCUUUUUCCGCGCAUAUAUGUUUUUGUUGUAACUUUUAUUGUUUAAAUGAAAGACGUUUCAUAGUCCAUUUUAUUUGUUGUC